AUGCGGCUCACUUUGAAUAUUGCCUCGGAAGAGUCCCUCGAACAAGACCUUCUCAACCUAGAGGUUCCAACACAGACAACCGUUGGCUCGCUGAAGGGGAUGGUCCAGGCCGAAGCUCACAUUCCAACGACUUCACAACACAUCUACCACAACGGGCAGCUGCUCUCGGACGACAACAAGACACUAGAGCAGCUACAAGUCGUAGAUGGUGAUAUGCUCGCACUACACGUCAGGGAUAUAAUAGGGAAUACCGGCGUCCCUCAACCAGGCCAAGCACAACAACCAGCCAGACGGCCAGCUGCCAGUCAAAACGAACAAGAUCCAGAGGUGAUCCGACUCCAACUGCUCGGCAACCCUCGCAUGCGACAAGAAGUUCAGCGAGCACAACCAGAAUUGGCAGCGGCUGUCGAAAACCCACAGAGAUUUGCUCAGCUGUUCAGGCAGAUGCAGGAUCAGGAACGCAGAGAAAGGAUGAUGCGCCAGCAGCACCUUGCUGACCUCAACGCGGAUCCGUUUGAUAUCGAUGCGCAGACUCGCAUUGCUGAGAUGAUCAGAGAAGAGCGGGUGCAGGAGAAUCUCCAGAAUGCCAUCGAACACAACCCCGAAGUGUUCGGCAGGGUUCACAUGUUAUAUAUCGACGUCGAGGUCAACGGCCACAAGGUCAAAGCUUUCGUCGACUCUGGGGCUCAAGCAACCAUCAUGUCACCAUCGUGUGCCGAGUCCUGCGGGAUUAUGAGGCUCGUUGAUAAACGCUUUGCGGGCAUUGCAAGAGGUGUGGGCACAGCAAAUAUCUUAGGCAGAGUUCAUUCAGCUCAGAUCAAAAUCGGAAGCCUAUUCCUUCCUUGCAGUUUCACUGUCAUGGAAGGCAAGGAUGUGGAUCUCCUCCUUGGGCUUGACAUGCUCAAAAGGCAUCAGGCAUGCAUAGAUUUGUCGAAAGACAAGCUCGUUAUCCAAGACGUGGAGGUACCUUUCCUUGGCGAAGCAGAUAUACCCAGGAGUUUCGAAGAGGUCAGGGAGCCCACGGUUGAGGGCCCUGGUGGCACUACCAUUGGAGGACGAUCGGGAGCAAUAUCGGGCCCGGCCGGUCCGGCAACGGCAAAUACACCUACAGCACCGGCUGCGCAGGCCGCCGCGACUCCCCAACCGCAGCCUCCGGUUCAACCCCCUCAAGCUGCUCCGGCUUCAGCUCCCUCGGCAGAGAGUAUCGACCAGCUAGUCGCACUCGGCUUUUCUAGGGAGGAGGCCGUCAAUGCACUGAAUGCAUGCGAUGGAAACGUCGAAUUCGCUGCGGGUUUACUCUUUCAGGGAUGA
Molecule: messenger RNA, 1311 nt
Organism: Pseudogymnoascus destructans
Lineage: Eukaryota; Fungi; Ascomycota; Leotiomycetes; Thelebolales; Thelebolaceae
Gene: DDI1
Product: DNA damage-inducible protein 1
Exons: 2
Coding region: 1-1311 (436 amino acids)
Biological process (GO): proteolysis
Molecular function (GO): aspartic-type endopeptidase activity; protein binding
Source: RefSeq, a predicted model, not a curated record